AUAAUAGCAUCGACAGUACCACUUCAACCUCCGAAGAGAUAAGUCGUGCCACUCAGUCUAAAGCCUCGCUUCGCGUAAGCCCAAAACUCUUAUCAGCAAAAUCUUGAUAAACAAAUAUCAACCACAAAGAGAAAAUAAAAAACUUAACAACAAAAACAACAAUACCGCUAAUCCGGGCUCAAGCCCUUAACCAACAAUCAUGACAGACCCACCAAACAUUUACAAAAUCACUUCAAAAACAUACCAAUCCCAAUUAGGCGAACCUAAAUUUAUAAUUAUUAAAAGAAAUGACAACAACUCUUUCGAAAGAACUUCACCAUUCAUCAUAAAAAAAUCGGUGGACUUUGCCUGUGGAGGAGAAGUUGAGGGAUGCAAACGUACAAGAGACGGCAACCUGCUAAUAAAAACCAAAAAUGAAUUACAAGCCAGAAAACUCCUAAAACUAACAAAAAUUGCAGAUGUGGAUGUAACAGCAAGUGAACAUAAAACAUUAAACUUCUCUAAGGGAGUUAUUUACUGUAACGACCUUAGACACAUCGACGAAGACACAAUUCUACAAGAACUAAAACCACAAAAAGUAUCUGAAGUUAAAAAAAUAAUGAAACGGCAAAACCCCAACUCUAACUCCGACACCAACAACAUCACAUUAGUUGAAACUGGACUUAUAAUUAUAACCUUUGAAUCGCAUAAGCUCCCCGAGAUAGUACGAAUCGGGUACGAAACAGUCCGAGUACGAGACUAUAUCCCACUCCCACUUCGAUGCAAAAAAUGCCUCCGCUUCGGUCAUCCAACACCCAUAUGCAAAAGUGUAGAAACUUGCAUCAAUUGCUCUGAAACAAAACACACAACCGACGGAGAAAAAUGCACAAACGAAAAAAACUGCUUAAAUUGCCGAAAUAACCCAGAACUUGACCAUCAACACAGCCCAAUUGACCGCAAAUGCCCUACGUUCAUAAAAAACCAGGAAUUAACAGCAAUUAAAACCACACAAAAAGUUGACCAUAAAACGGCCCAACACAUAUAUUUCGAACGUCACGGCUUCCAAACGAAAAACACCUACGCCAAAACACUUACAAACGGCACAACCCAGAGGACAACAAACACUCCAUCACCUAAUAUUCACACAAACACAACCCAAUCACAACACCAAAAUCCGCACCACACACCCAAAUCAGCAGCACAAAACACUUCAUCUAAGACACCAACAACUGAACCAGCCAAAACAACCUUACUAUCCAACCAACCACACCAACACCACCACCACCACAGCUACGACAAACUAGAAGACAUGGAUACCGACUACACACCUACCAGAAAACCAUCUACGGCAUACUCAUCACAACUCACAGAAGACCUAAAAAUAAAAAUCUUCCCGAAAGAUAAGUCCAAUAACCUAUCCAUAAACCUUAAAGCAUCUAAACUAAAGGCCAAAGCCCACAAAAACAAACACACUAACAACAGCGACAGCGAAUCCAUAUAGAACCUUAAACUCUACACAAAACCCUAACCGUUAACACUACCUUUAAGUAAGUUAUAAGCUUUAAUUUUCUCUCAAAUGUCACUAACUAUAAUCCAAUGGAAUCUAAAAGGAUAUCUAAACAACUACAGCCAUCUCCUUAUUCUAAUCAAAAAAUACUCCCCUCACAUAAUUUCCCUCCAAGAAACCCAUAUACAAUACACUAAUAACAUCCCAACCCCAAUAAACUACAAACUAUUAACAAAUAUUGCCACCAACAGAUUUGGGGGCGUAGCACUACUAGUGCAUAAGUCAAUACAACACACUGUCCUCAACAUAACAAUCGAUAUAGAAGCAAUAGCCAUAAAUAUAGAAUCUAAACUUAAAUUAAACAUAUUUUCCACAUACAUUUCUCCGACCAAAAACAUAACUAACCAGACACUCCAUAACACAUUUAACAUACAACAAACACCCUCUCUAAUUACGGGAGAUUUUAAUGGAUGGCACCCAUCCUGGGACUCCCCAACAACA
Molecule: messenger RNA, 1987 nt
Organism: Drosophila simulans
Lineage: Eukaryota; Metazoa; Arthropoda; Insecta; Diptera; Drosophilidae
Exons: 1
Coding region: 200-1480 (426 amino acids)
Source: RefSeq, a predicted model, not a curated record